Molecule: messenger RNA, 5405 nt
Organism: Apis laboriosa (Himalayan honeybee)
Lineage: Eukaryota; Metazoa; Arthropoda; Insecta; Hymenoptera; Apidae
Gene: Fas1
Product: fasciclin-1
Exons: 15
Coding region: 447-2459 (670 amino acids)
Biological process (GO): extracellular matrix organization; cell adhesion
Cellular component (GO): extracellular matrix
Molecular function (GO): cell adhesion molecule binding
Source: RefSeq, a predicted model, not a curated record
GAGUGUGGAGUCAUUCGGUACGUUUGCUCCUCUCGUGACUCGUCUUGUGCGUUGAUUCUCGAUCCGAGAGUUCUCCUCGUGACGUCGAACGAUCUUGUCGUUCAGUUUCUUCGUGUUCUUCAACCCCGUUUAUCGUCACGUCGUUUCGUGCUUGAUUAAAAAAAAACGUUUUCUUCGUUUCAAAUACCGCGCGUGCGGCGGUAGUGCGCAUACCGUGCGACCGUUAGGUCGCUGACUCUUGAAAACAGUCCCAAUUGCGCGUUUUCGACCUAUCGAAGUUGCUGUGCAGUAGAGCGCGCAUCGACCGUGAUCCUCGAUCGUAGUUUCGCGUCGGUUUUUCUUUGUGCCGUAUUAUUGAAAAAACUACUGUUCCGAAUAGUGAAUUGGUGAAUUUCGUGCGAUCGUGACAUUCUUUGUUCGAAUCAGUGAACAUUUCACGGAGAACUAUGUCGUCAAUCAGCAAUUGUUUGUUCACCGCGGCUGUCCUGAUUGCCUUUGCAAUCGAAAUCAUCGCCACUCAAACUAUGGACGCCAGGAUUCGCGAUGACUCCGACUUGUCCCAGUUCUACCAGUUGUUGGAAGCAAGUCAGGUGGCAAAUACCACGCUCACGUAUCGUCACGUGACGGUUUUCGCACCUACAAAUCGAGCCUUCCAAAAGUACAACGGAACUACGAAAAACUUGGUUCUCUACCACAUGUCGAAUUUCCCAAAGACGAUCGAGAAUCUAGGAGACUCAAUCUCGUCGGAGUUAGAGGGUAAUCCACCCUUGUGGGUCACCAGGAGACCAGGCACUCACGGUCAAGAAGUCUACAUAAAUAACGCUAAAAUCCUCAUAGAUCGGAGCAAUUUUCAAUCUAAGGUUAGCGUUGGCGGCGACGUAAAGACUCAGGUUUUGCACAUAAUAAACGAAGUGUUGGAACCAGUACGUUCGAAUUCAAUGGAACUGCCGAUCUAUAGUCCAAACGCCUUCGAAUUUCUCAAUCAAAGUGAAAAUCUUGACUUGGGUGUUCAUCGUCUUCGCAUCUUUCGGCAGAGGAUCUUGACGGAGAAGAAGGAGGAUGUCUUCAAGGCGGACGGACGUUACACCUUUCUUAUCCCCGUUGAGGAGGGUUUCCGGCCAUCACCUAGGCCGGAAAAGGUUGACCGUGUGGUAAUCGAUGGCCACGUAAUACCUAACCACGUCCUCUUCACGACACCUACGCCUCACAAUGUACCUUAUCAGACACUUGCGUUCUCUGAUAACGUUAAAGUCACCGUUAGUUUCCUCAAGGAGCAUGAUAAAGUAUACGUACAAUCGAACACUUUGGUCGGUGACGCGGGACAUCCAACUGGAGUUGUGCUGGCAGAAAUAAUUAAACCGAACAUCCCUGUGCGCAACGGUGUGAUCCACUUGAUCCAACGACCUCUUAUGGUCGUCGACACCACGGUGAAGGACUUUCUCGAGUCCUUCAAGGGCAUCGAAAAAAGGGAUGGACCUGUGUACAAAUUUUACGAGAUAAUCCGAGAUUUCGGAGGAGACAUCAUGAGCACUAUAAGCCAUCUGCGUGAUGUCACGCUGUUUGCGCCCAGCAACGCGGCCUUCGAGGAACCUGGCGUCCAGAAGAUAUUGCAGGACAAGGAACGUGUCAAGGAGAUGCUGAAUCUACAUUACGUCAAGGAUCGAUUGCCAAUCGAAAAGAUCAAGAACAAGAGCGUCAACCAGAUCCCCACGGCAGCAGACAAGAAGAAACUGUAUUUCAACGUAGCUCAAGAGCCAAACGGAAAUCAGAUAAUGACUGUCGAAGGAGGUGGCGUGAACGCGACAAUAAUUACCGCAAAUAUCGCUGCUACCAAUGGAUUGAUUCACAUCAUCGACAGAGUUCUUGGAGUUCCAUACACUACUGUGCUGGAGAAACUUAAAACCGAUCCUAUGCUCAAUUCUACUUACUUCCUUGGACAACGGCAGGGAUUCAACGACCAAUUGAACGACACGUCAACGCGUUUCACUUACUUUGCACCGCGUGAUUACGCCUGGCACGUAGCGGCUAUCAGUUAUCCAUCCACUUCGAAAAAGAUCUUUAUGCCUGAAUUCAGCUAUCACACAAAACAAAUCCUGGAACGACAUCUCGUGAUAGCGGACGAAGUAUACACGAUGGCCAAACUGAAGGAGAUGAAACACAACGACACUAUCGUCCUUCCAGCAGCCAGAGACAGCCUGAAGCUUCGAAUCAGGGAGCACAGCGAAAAUGACAAGUACGACGAAAACAUGAUCCGUCCAGAAACUUUGGUUUACCAGAUCGAGUGGGAGGGCAACUGGAUUCGGGUGUAUCGUCCGGACGUCGAGUGCACCAACGGCAUCAUCCACGUGAUCGACGCGGUGUUGUUGAAGGACAGUGACGUGAGGGUGACCGGAACAGCGUCCGCCACCUGCCUGGCAUCGCAUUUGAUCAUGAUCCUGGUGGCCAAGUGGCUGCUUUAAGGACGUACCUCUACGUUAAGGAGUCUGUCAUAGGUGCACCUAGGAAUUUAUUUUCGGGACCGUCUCCGAUCGUCCUCGUCCGAGAGAGCGUAGUGCGCGAGAUCCGGGUUCGAACUUUGAGAAAUAUCCGUUUGGGACGAGCUUUCGUCAGGGUCCAACCCUUUAAAAAAACCGAUCCUGACCGCUGCUUGUAUCGCCAAUUCCGGGGUCAGAGUGAUCUCCGUGAUCUCCGUUGUGACACUGCGUAAACUGUGUUCGAGGGUUUUUGCUUUUGCCUCCCUUUUAAUAGAGACACAGAGAGAGAGAGAGAGAGAGAGAGAGAGAGAGAGAGAGAGAGAGAGAGAGAGAGAGCGAAAGAGAGAAAUGACAAAGCAUCCCUUAAGAAAUAAAUGUGUUCCCUGAGAAGAAAUCGAGGCACGAUCGACGGAUCGGGGACGAUUCUGAAUGAGAAUUAAAUUAAAAAAGGUCGAGGCUCUUGGACAUGAUCGCUAUAAAAGAGAGGAUAUUGUGAUUUCUAUCCCGAUCAGGCAAGAGCCAACCGAUCUGUUAAGAAACGUGGGCGAAGCUUAAAAAGAGAAACGUACUAUUUAGCAAUUUCGAAUUAUUGUCGUCAGUAAAAUGGUUCGCUACGAGAACACGUGCAGGUGUUAUAUAUUACGUAACGAUAGAGAUUCUCUUGAUUUGAAAGUUUUAUCGUAUCGAUAGGAAUUAUCGGGUGUCUUAUGCGCGACCACGAGGAGUUCCUCGAGGAUCUUGCACGAGAGAAAAAGGAGGGGGAAAAAAAAAAGAAAGACAUUUAACGACCAUUUAACGAACGACGCGUUACAAGACAAGUAUUUCGCGAGUUGGAGAGACGCCAUUGAUCGUACCAAAUGAUUAAUUAACCGUACCAAUUCAAGUAAAUAAUUUAGAGAAACUUUUAACGAGCGAGAAGAGCGCGAGAAUAAAGAGAUUUCGGGGAACCUCUUCGAGUACAAGGGCAAGGGUUGGCGUUUUCUAGUGCACUAUGUUAUGCCGUAUUUCUCGUUACGCUGACAAAGAAUAGAAAUUCGUUUUUCAUUCGAGCUUACGAUUUCGUGUAAAUUAAUUACGAUUCAGUUAGCAAAAAGCUGGCGGCGUUCCUCUUUUCUGAACGACCUAGGAUUAAUCGAUCACACGAAAGUUUAUCACACGAGGAUCCAUAUCCUUUCGAUAUACCGAUAUUUUAGCAGAAACACACGUGUAAAGGAUAAAUAUAUUAACUAACCUACUAAUACGUCCCUUGUCGGUUCAGACCGGGCGCCAUUCAGGCCGUAAACAUUUUCGUACAACUAUACGUCUCGCCUAAUUAUGGUACUUCGAUUUCAUUGAUACGCUAUAGUUCUGUGUGUAUGUACGUGCGAGCGUUCAUUUCUGUUGGCCGAAGAAUCGCGCGGCGAGGCGCACGCGAACGCCAAUUAUGGAGAAUCAACCGGAAAACUGUGCGCGGUUCGAUAUCGAUGUACAUAAGUGUAGGUAAAAGCAAAACUCGUCCUUAAAUAUCCUCUCUAUUCGAACGAAAUUGAGAAACGACGAUUAACAAAGGCAACGUUGUUGAUCCUCGACGCGUGGUUUCGCGCCUUAGAUGUGAUUUCUAAAUACACUUGCUCUCUGUAUCAUAUCGUAAUACACUGUCUACUUACUGAUAAUACUGCCACGACGUCUCAUUGCAAGCUCAACGCGCUUGCAAACGAGUUUUUGUACAAUUAUCGUUGAAAGAAGCGAAAGCAUUACCCAGUAGAGAAGUGACUCGAUCACAUUCCGACAUUCUGCAGACUGUUUGAACGAAUUUUCACGGUUUGGGGAGAGAUAUCGAAGACGAAUUUAUUUUUCGUUACCAAAUGAAAUUUGAAUCGAAAUAAGGAAAAAAAAACUUUCUUGUUACUUAAUUAAUUUCAUUUCAAUUAUAAACAAAUAUAUCUUUUCAUUUAAAUUUAAAUUUAUAGCUUUAUGGAUAUUAAAAAGAAUUGUUGUACAAAUCCAAGAAGAGAAUUGAACAAAUUAGAGAAUUAUAAGAUGAAACAAAUAGUCUUUAGUUCGCGAGAAUUCUUUCGAGCAGACUGCGCAAAAUACUCAUUCAGAAACUUUUUUUUAACGACUGUACAGUGCUAUAUAUAUAUAAUAUAUCUAUACAUAUAUAUAUUAUAUAGAAUCAUCUGUGUCAAUGCACCAUGUCGCAAUAGUGCAUCUCUUUCGAGAUUACCUUCGGAUUCGUAUUUUGUUUCCUAUCUAAGCGUAAUUCAGUUUAACCUUUUGCAAUUUUAUAUUAAUCGAUAUCAAGCAAGAACGGAUUAACAACUCCUAUAGCUAACGUAAUGACAAUUUUAAUAUACAUAUAUAUAAGAAAAAUUUAAUUUUAAAGUUCCACAACUCCUUAAUAAGAUGGCAAAGGAUAAACUGCAACCACGUGUUCCAAACUUGAGAAACAAACCCUUGAGAGAUCACGAGUAAACGACACAACAACAACAACAACACAGUUUCAUUCCACGAUUAGUAUGAGCUUAGCUAUGUGUGCGUACAAGUAAUUAUAAUGAUCACGUGUGUCCGUCAAACGAAAAAUAGUAAUAUAAAUCUAUGAGAAAUGUUGAGAGAUCGGAUAGAGAAGAGGAGAAAAGCUGAGUAUUCGAAGGUGAACAAAUUAUAACGCCUCGAAAUUUCGUUUCCUCCCCCUAGAACAAAUCGUCGUGGUGAGAGGAUGAAAUGUGAAAGAGAAUCGUUCAGACUAAUCGAAACGCCGAAACUAAAAAACAGAAAAAAAAAAAAAAAAAAAAAAAAGAAAAAAAAAGACUAUGAACGAUCGGAGCGAAUCUCGAGUUUCCGGUUGUUUCACUCGUAUUAGUUAAAAGAGGGAAAGAAAAAUAGAAGACUUAUUAAAGAUUUUUCAUUCAGCUACCGUACUUUUUCUCCGCGAAAUGGAAUUAAAAGAAA